Daphnia pulicaria is the source of this 810-nucleotide messenger RNA. Its product is annotated as transmembrane protein 141-like. The transcript has 3 exons. The record is from RefSeq and is a predicted model, not a curated record. The coding region runs from base 442 to 762 and encodes 106 amino acids. NCBI's taxonomy places the organism in Eukaryota, Metazoa, Arthropoda, Branchiopoda, Diplostraca, Daphniidae.
UGCCGGCAGUGCGCCAAAAAAAUUCAUUUCAAUAUGUAAAAUAUAUUAGUGGAAAACACAUUACUACAUUGGGAUAUGUUUAAAGACAGAUAUAGUAUGUACUACAGUGUACUAUAUAUUUCUGAUUAAAGAUGUUUCCUUAAUUCCCAACAUUAUGAUCUCGUCUUUUAAGCAGGGGGAAACUGUUUACUUUGAUUUUACUGCUGAAUUGUAACCAUGUAAUAUAAAUUAGUACUAACUGCUAUAAUUUUUCUUUUGCCCUAAGCCGAUAAUGCGUGAUGCGUGCUGUCAUUGCUGUGUUGGAUAGAAGGGGUUGGGACUUGGGAGCGAGAAGUUUGCAUUUGCAACCAGCUCAUUUCAGUUUUGACAACCCUGGAGAAGACGCAAGAUCAGCUGUCGUCUGAGAGAAUAAAAACAUUUAAAACAAAAGUUGUCCCUGAAAUGAACAACAUUAAUGAACUUAAGUCACGUUAUAAUCAAAUCUAUCCUGCAUUUGGUUCAUACACAGAGUGUAUGUCCCGAGCUUUACUCACUGGUCUUUCAUCUUCGAUACUGGGAUUUUCCACAGCAUUCUGUUCGCAAUAUCUUCUGAAAAAGAAGCUGCCCUACACCUUUAGUGGAAAUAUAUUGGUUUCAAGUUUUGUAGCUGUUGUGGUUGGCUUUCAGGUUACCUCAGUAAGAGCUAAAUCGUGUCAAGCUGCUUGGUUAGCUGCUGAAGACAAGCACACAUUUUUCUCUGAAAAUGAUGAUAAAUCUGAUUAGACUGGCAAGUGUAGUAAAUCAAGUGAAAACAUGUAGUUUACAGAAGAA